UCCGUCUCGUGGACAGGGUCGGCAGGGUUGACUUCUCCCGCUUUCCCCUCUCCUCCGCCGCCGCCCGCCGGAGCGUAUCCAGAAGGCUCCGCCGCCGCCUCGCGAACGGCCGUCAAAAGCGUGGCUCUCGCCCGCAGAAUUCCGAUCAUGCGUGCGUGAGAUCCCGGCGGUGGGAUUCCGCUUGCGCUCCCCCGAAAUUGAGGAUCGCCAUUUCCCAGCCCCGCCCGCCGCCAUGUCGUUCGCUUCCCGUGGCGAUUCCGCCACCUCCGCCGGCGGGGACUCCGGCCGCAAGUGGUUCUUCUGCCACCUGUGCCAGCAGACCGUCGCCGUCGCCGCCGCCAACGCCGCCGCCUCCGCCGGCCCCAUCUGUCCCCGCUGCAACGAGGGGUUCCUCGAGGAGUCGGAAAACCCUAGCCCUGGCCUGAGCCGGAGCCCUCCCUUCUUCCCCGAUCCUUUCUCCUCCCUCCUCCCUCUCCUGUUCCCGACUCCCUCCGCCGCCCACUCCUCCGCCGCGGCCGCCCCCGCCGCCACCGUCGACCUCCAGAACCCCGGCCUCUUCUCGAGCCCCUCGUCCCCCCCUUCCGGUGGAUCCGGGAAUCUGUUCGACCCGUUCGCCUUCUUGAUGAACCACCUCCAGGAUCUGCAGUCCACCGGAGCGCAGAUUCAGUUCGUGGUCGAGAGCAGUCCCUCGGAAGGCCGCGGAGGGGGCGGGUUUCACCUUCCGUCCAAUCUUGGUGACUACUUCGUCGGCCCAGGCUUGGAGCAGCUGAUCCAGCAGCUGGCGGAGAACGACCCGACCCGCUACGGGACGCCACCGGCCUCAAAGUCGGCGGUCAAGAACCUCCCGACCAUCAAAGUCACGGAGGAGGUGCAGAAUUCCGAGAUGAACCAUUGCGCAGUCUGUCAGGACGAUUUCGAGAAGUAUAUGGAGGUCAAGCAAAUGCCUUGCAAGCACAUCUAUCAUUCGGAUUGCCUCCUGCCAUGGCUCGAGUUGCAUAACUCUUGCCCUGUUUGCCGGCACGAAUUGCCGACCGACGAUCCUGAUUACGAGAACCGGAGAAGCGCAGCCCAGGGGAGUGCGCAAGGAAGCGGUGGUGGCACUAGCAGUGGAGGGGAGAACAGGACGGUUCGGAGGAAUUUUAGCAUAAUGCUGCCUUAUCCUUUCAGGGGUAACGAUGGAUCGAACUCGGGUUCAGGUGGUGAGUGAUGUGAAAUGUGGGAGGCUUCAGGUAAUAACAGGACUGGUGGCUUUCUCAAUCACUCAUUUCUAGUCUUUCUUUUUCUUUUCUUUUCCUUUUUUUGUGUGGAGGCCUCGCCCCUAAAUUUCUUAGGAAUUGAAGAGAUGUGCAUUGAAGUGGAAGAAGGACAAUGGCUGAAUAAUCAUCCAGAUAUUAGUUUAGUUCCUUUCUGUUGGACCACCUUAUGAUGGUAUUUUGGGCAUUCUUAUCAUCAUAAAUACUACCAUCAUGUGAAAAUGUCAAAAGUAGUCCGCUGUGGGAGUCUUUUUGUUUAAGAAUGAUAUGCAUAUGUGUUCUUUGCCAUGGGACAAUUCCUUCACACUCAAAAUUUUAGUUUGUUGCUGUCGUGAGGCUUCAAAAUAUUGGGUCCAUAGGAUGUCUGUUGUGCAAAAGAUGGGUCUAGUAAUUUUUGAUCUCUUUGGAAAUCCAAUAACAGGCUCGUGAGAGAGAUCUUUCUUUUGGUUAAAAGGUAGCUAUAUCUAAGUUUUUGUUUCUUGCGUCUCUAUGUAUUUCAAUUUUGUGAUAGGUCUAGAGUUGAAUUUACAUGUGGGAAAAAUAUUGUAUGUCAUUCUUUAUGUCGUGGGAUAGGAGUAGACUUCAUGUUGCUCAUCUGCUAUGAUGUAAAUUGUUCAAUUGUCUAGUAAUUGGCAUCCUCUUAACUGUCGAGGGAAAGGUGCCAUUUCAGUUCAGCAUGUUUGCAGGUUGCUUUGAGUAAUAGUAUCUAUUGUGCUAUAUGAAAAGCUCCUUUUUCUUCAUUGAAUCCAUGGUAUUUGAUUGUUUGAUUGAAACUGCUGAGCUUGCCCCUCCAUUUGCCAUAUUUUCUUGAGGGUAUGUAUUGUUAUAAGGGCAAUUUUAUGGUUUUCAUUGUUUGCACUUUUGACUAUAUGUGAGGUAAGAAGUGUUGAAAAAGUAGAUUUUUUUUUUUUUCAAGGUAAAAUGUCUGUGUUCUCUCUACUCUCUCUGCCUUGGCUUUUCUAAUCUCAUUAAACUGUGAGCGGCCAUCCACAUCUGUUUUCAAGUGUGAAAGCUGAAGGUUAUUAUCCAAAGAGAAUGUAUACAAAGCCAAGUUAUCUUGUUUGAUUCUGGAAGUUGAGAAAAUUGAUCUGGUC
Eucalyptus grandis is the source of this 2347-nucleotide messenger RNA. RefSeq names its product E3 ubiquitin-protein ligase RING1. Gene Ontology annotation, biological process: protein ubiquitination. Gene Ontology annotation, cellular component: cytoplasm. Gene Ontology annotation, molecular function: ubiquitin protein ligase activity. Lineage: Eukaryota; Viridiplantae; Streptophyta; Magnoliopsida; Myrtales; Myrtaceae. Bases 233 to 1207 code for a protein of 324 amino acids. The transcript has 2 exons. The record is from RefSeq and is a predicted model, not a curated record.